Molecule: messenger RNA, 1260 nt
Organism: Fomitopsis serialis
Lineage: Eukaryota; Fungi; Basidiomycota; Agaricomycetes; Polyporales; Fomitopsidaceae
Product: NAD-P-binding protein
Exons: 11
Coding region: 379-1260 (293 amino acids)
Source: RefSeq, a predicted model, not a curated record
UUCUCAUUCAACCAACUGACCGCGAGGAGAGACGGACGCCACUGAAUUCUGGGUGUCUUCACUUCAUAUCUCGACACUGCCGAGCUGAUGACGACGGUUUGACUAGUACGGGUCUUGAAACACCUUCUCUCGGCCAGAAGAGCACUUCCCGGGAGAAGGCGAUGUUCCAGCUCAAUUCCAGCUCGGUCUCAGAAGAACAGUGCAAUGCAGAGGCUUGCGCUGAACCGGCGGUGACGUCACCCAUGUGGAAGGCUCCUAGCAUACAAAUAGUGCACCGCCGGGUCAACCCAGACUGCCUGAAGACAGUCGCACAACCACGAGUGUCGCGCCGAGUUUCCUUACAAUCCAUUCGACGACCCGAAAGCAAGAAGAGUUCCAAUGGCCGACGCCGUACUGAACCAGCUAAGCGCAGCCAACGCAUUCGAUCUGCGAGGUGUUGUUGCAGUCGUGACGGGCGGAGGUUCGGGUAUUGGUUUGAUGAUAAGCUCGACGUUGUUGGCGAACGGCGCUACGGUGUAUAUCAUUGGUCCCAAACAAGCAGACUUGGACAGAACCGUAGCUGUGUAUAACGAGGCCGCCGAAAGGACCGGGCGUUCCGGCCGGAUGUAUGGCCUGGAAGGCGACAUCAGGAGCAAGUUGUUCAUAUGCCGCAGCAUACUCGACGGAGUAUCUGCCCGUCCGGUGGCGAACACUGCUGAAGCAUUCCGCGCGGCGUACUUCGACGCCGUCUCGCAGGAGCAAUUCGACAACUCCCUCAGGACGAACGCCGUCGGCCCGUACUGGUUCACCUUCGCGUUCUUGCCGCUGCUUGAGAAGUGGAAGAAGUAUGAAGGCGGCAGUCGGAAGUUCGCCCCGCAAGUCAUCAUGACGUCCAGCAUGAACGGGUGGACGAAGGACCUAAAUACCGCAGGGCGAUCGUACCCCUACAUGUUCUCGAAGGCGGCCAUCGGACAGGCUACAGCCACCCUAGCAAACGAGCUGCUUCCGCUCGGCUUGUUCGAGACGGAAAUGACCGCGCCGGGGAGCGCUGACGCCGUCGGCCAGUCACGCAUACCAGAAGGAGUGAAGCAGAACUUCGAGGUCCCCGCAACGCAGCCGCCUUUGGACGUGGGUUCCCUGGCGUUGUUCCUCGUCGGGAACUGGUUCGUCAACGGGGAGACGGUACUUAUUGAUGGAGGGACUAUGCUUGUGCACCUUCAUCGUACUGAGAUAACCUCCCUAAAAGUGAGAUGUCACGAGUUCGCCAUGAGCACCUCGUAA